AUGUUGAAACUAACCGUUCUUGAGUACUUUGCCGACAUGGACUUAGUUCAUGUACACUGUGAACAGCAAAUAUGUCCAGACCUUGACCUUCCUGAAGCGUUAACUAAACACUUGUCCAGCACUAAAGUACUGCAAAACAGACCAAAUCGUCUAUUCUACGUAGUGCCACCAUUCGGCAUAGUAAUGCCUAUUAACGAUAUAAUUUCGUUUAAAGUGUUGUUUGAAUGGUUAAAAAAGAACGUACAUCAAAUAUAUGCCGUCAUUAUGAACAGUACGACGCCCGAUUUAAAAAAAGUGGUGAAGUUGUACGUGAAUAAAAUGCCUACAAUCGAUGUGGACCAAGCUAAACAUUUCAAGCGAACAGUUGCCAAACCAUUUAGUCACCGACCCGUAAAACCGGAACCAGAUUUACUGAAAAACCGAUCAUAUAGUCACCAUUCAAAUCGAUCUCAAGCUGACAAAUCUGGUUCUGUUUUAUCAAAUUUUAGCAGUGGUUCAAACAAGCGCCAAGACGUCAAGAACAAUCAAUUACAGCAAUAA
Sipha flava (yellow sugarcane aphid) is the source of this 540-nucleotide messenger RNA. RefSeq lists its product as uncharacterized. The record is from RefSeq and is a predicted model, not a curated record. The transcript has 3 exons. NCBI's taxonomy places the organism in Eukaryota, Metazoa, Arthropoda, Insecta, Hemiptera, Aphididae. Bases 1 to 540 code for a protein of 179 amino acids.